This is a messenger RNA of Amborella trichopoda, 2640 nucleotides long. RefSeq lists its product as uncharacterized. Lineage: Eukaryota; Viridiplantae; Streptophyta; Magnoliopsida; Amborellales; Amborellaceae. The record is from RefSeq and is a predicted model, not a curated record. Gene Ontology annotation, molecular function: DNA binding; protein dimerization activity.
UAGUGCAAAGGGGCGUAUUAUUAGGCCACCUUCUUCGGUCGAAACACCGAUAACGAUAAUAGCACAGGGGAAGAAGCGCCGGUCACAGUCCCACCCACCUCACUCCUUUGGAACCUUGUACUUAUACUGGUGUUCAUUCUCCAAAUUUGGGUGCUUGAUCAUAAUUUUUCUUCGAAAGCUCUCCAGCUACCACUCCUUUCUCAGAUGCUCCUUGUUAUUUCUGUGACAAAAAAUUUUUUUCACACAUGUUAUACUCUAGUGUAAAUUCCAUUAUGAGGAAGGCUCCAAGCUGGUUGGGCCAGUCAAUUUCAGAGCAAAUCGUCUGCAACCAUUGUGCUUUUAUUGCAUAGAGGGGACCUCUAUCCCCUCGGCUUGAGGACCAUGGUAAGGGGAAGGGAUGCUUGUUGGGAACACUGUGUGUUGGUUGAUGCUACUAGACAGAAAGUUAGAUGUAAUUAUUGUCAACGGGAGUUUAGUGGAGGCGUUUACAGGAUGAAAUUUCAUCUAGCACAAAUAAAAAACAAAGACAUUGUUCCUUGUAGUGACGUACCCAAUGAUGUAAGAGAUCUGAUACAGAGCGUAUUAAACACCCCAAGGAAGCAGAAGACUCCCAAGAAACCAAAGAUAGAACAAACACCCAAUAGUCCACACAAUAGCUCUUCUGCUAGUGGUGGUUUUCAUCUUAAUGUUGGAUCAAGUGGGCAACGCGGUAGCACUUGUCCAUCUUUAUUAUUUCCUCACCCUUCACCAAGUGGCCAGCCAAUUUUAGAUGACUCCCAGAGGCAAAAGCAAGAAGAGGCUGAUAAAAAGAUAGCAUUGUUUUUCUUUCACAAUUCAAUUCCUUUUAGUUCGUCUAAAUCUAUCUAUUAUCAUGGAAUGGUGGAUGCUAUAGCUGAUUGUGGUGUUGGGUAUAGAGCUCCUAGUUAUGACAGAUUAAGAACUACUCUUUUGGAAAAAGUGAAAGUAGAGAUAACCGAUAGCUACAAGACAUACAGGGAUGAGUGGAGGGAGUCAGGGUGUACAAUCAUGUCUGAUGGUUGGACAGAUGGUAGGUCGAAAUUUCUUAUAGUGUUUUCUGUUGCAUGUCCUCGUGGAACACUAUUUCUUAAAUCUGUUGAUGCAUCGGCCCAUGUGGAUGAUGCCCAUUACUUGUUUGAGUUACUGGAGUCAGUCGUUUUGGAGGUUGGUUUGGAAUACAUUGUGCAAGUCAUCACUGAUAGUGCAGCCAAUUAUGUAUAUGCUGGGAGGCUUCUAACUGCGAAAUAUCCUUCCUUAUUUUGGUCUCCGUGUGCUUCAUAUUGCAUUGACAGAAUGCUAGAGGAUAUAAGCAAGCAGGAAUGGGUUAGUACCGUCAUUGAGGAGGCAAGAAGCAUCACAAAAUAUAUAUAUGGCCAUUCUUGGGUCCUUAAUCUGAUGAAGAGAUUCACGGGGGGAAAGGAAUUGCUUCGUUCCAGGAUCACAAGAUUUGUAACACACUUUCUUUCGUUGCGGUCCAUUGUGAUUCAUGAGGACAAUUUGAAGCAUAUGUUUUCCCAUACAGAAUGGUUGUCAUCCUUAUACAGCAAAAAAUCUGACGCACAAGCAGUUAGAUCAUUGAUAUACUUGGAUCGAUUUUGGAAGUCAGCUCAAGAGGUCGUCAAUUUAUCAGAACCACUGAUUAAAGUUUUAAGGAUUGUAGAUGGAGACAUGCCAGCUAUGGGCUAUAUAUACGAGGGCAUAGAAAGAGCAAAGGUGGCUAUUAAGGCUUACUACAAGGGGAGUGAAGAUAAAUAUAUGCCAAUAUGGGAGAUAAUUGAUAGGAGAUGGAAUCUACAGCUUCACUCGCCCUUACAUGCUGCAGCCGCUUUCCUCAACCCUGCUAUUUUCUACAACCCCAGUUUCAAGAUUGAUUCCAAGAUACGUAAUGGCUUUCAUGAAGCGAUGAUGAAGAUGGUUCUCAAUGACAAAGAUAAGAUGGAACUUACUAAGGAGACACCGAUGUAUAUAAAUGCCCAUGGAGCUUUGGGCAAUGACUUUGCUAUGAUGGCAAGGACAUUGAAUACCCCAGGUGAUUGGUGGGCUGGUUAUGGAUAUGAGGUCCCUGUAUUGCAGAGGGCUGCCAUCCGGAUACUAAGCCAGCCUUGUAGUUCUUAUUGGUGCAGAUGGAACUGGGGCACCUUCGAAAAUGUUCACACCAAAAAACGCAACAGGUUGGAGCAGGAAAAAUUCAACGAUUUAGUUUAUGUGCAUUGCAAUCUUCGGUUUCAAGCCAUGAAUCAUUAUGGGGAUGGAAAAUGUAAAGCUAUUGUUUACGAUGAAAUCGAUGUGAGUUCAGAGUGGCCGACAGAAUCUGAAUCUUCUUUUUUCCUCUUGGAUGAUUCUUGGUUAGACAAUUUGCCUUUUGAGUGUAGGGGUAGUCCAUCAACUUAUGAAUAAUUUACAGCCAAAGAGUAUCUAUCUGUGCUUGAGGAAGAUAUGUACGAUAUAGGAAUGUUGAGAGUUGAUAAUUUUAUCAUGUGGAUCAUUUGAAGCUUGGUAGUGUACCGAUUUUGGGUUACUGCAUCAGGUCUUGUCUAGUGGUCUAGUGGUUUGGUCGGACCCUUGUUUGUGCUUAUGUUUUUAUAAGGGUGAUGAACAAAGUUGCCAGUUCGAUUUACAAAC